Molecule: messenger RNA, 1202 nt
Organism: Phymastichus coffea
Lineage: Eukaryota; Metazoa; Arthropoda; Insecta; Hymenoptera; Eulophidae
Exons: 6
Coding region: 1-984 (327 amino acids)
Source: RefSeq, a predicted model, not a curated record
AUGAGCCUCGGGAGCUUCUGGGCGACGGUCGAGCUGCUGACGGCCCUGGAGCCCAGCAGCAAAGCCAAUCCCUUCGAGGAGACGGACGUCGACGACUGGCUGGAAGAUGUCUCGCGGAAGAUCAGGAUGCAGCUGCAGCUCAAGAGGGCCAAUCUCGGGCCAGCUCUCGUCGGCCGGCUUGACGACCACGACCACGAUCACGACCACGACCACGACCACGACGACGCUACGGAUUACGCCAAUUUGCUCGACUGCAGCUUCGCCUACUCGCCGGUGCGCUCACGCCUGGAGCAGCUGAUGGGCAGCCGCGUGGUGCGACUGACCGAGCGCAAGUACAUGCUGAAGCUGAUGUCGCGCAUACGCCAGGAGCACGAGGCGCAGCAGCAAGCUCGGAUACAGGAGCGCAAGACUCGCGAGCUGAUGCGUACCAAGCGGCUCAUCCUGAACCGCUUGAUUCCGGUCGACGAGGCGCCCGCUGAGAUCCGCGAGUACCCGCUGUUCCAGCUCUAUCUCUACUGCGACGCGAUCAUGGAGAGGCGCCGCAAGAAGAGGGCCUCCAAGGAGGUGAAGAUGCCGAGGUCGCUGUUCAAGCUGCUCUAUCCGGAGCGUCCGCCCGAAUCGGCUGAGCCGUGCGACAGCGAGGCCGGCGAGGAGGAAGCCGUGCCCACCAAGGAGAUCCUCAUCGACGGAGUGCCCACGCUGGUGCCCAUGUCCAAGGAGGAGAUCGAGCAGCAGGCCAGGGACCGUGAGCUGGCCGAGGAGGUGCGCAACGGCUACAUGCUCACCAAGGAGGAGUACGAGAGCCUGCACUACGAGGCUGAGUCCGUGAAGAAACUGAAGGAGGCCAAGACCGUCGACGAGAUGUACGCCAAGGCACACGAGAUAGUCGGCCUGCUGUACAGUCUGGCCAGCCGCGGUGCCGACAAGCGCAAGCGCUGCACCAUUAACCAGCAGAGCACCGACGACCGAGGCUCUCACGCUUGAACUGUCGUCCUGUGCAAAGGACGACUUGUAAGCUGCGCCAAAGCAGCUAUAUGUAUAUCAUCUAAUUUUUCUAGCUAUAUUGUAUCUGUAUGUUCUAUUUCCGCGGAGGCGCAGCGCACGGCGAGACACAAAUAAAUACUAUUUUUUUCAAUGGGACAUCCUCGCAGGCGGUCUGUACACCCAACACUCAAAUGAUCGCCGUGCAGACGCGUCGGCAG